Molecule: messenger RNA, 1917 nt
Organism: Lodderomyces margitis
Lineage: Eukaryota; Fungi; Ascomycota; Pichiomycetes; Serinales; Debaryomycetaceae
Exons: 1
Coding region: 1-1917 (638 amino acids)
Source: RefSeq, a predicted model, not a curated record
AUGUUUACUGCUACAUCUCCCUUGCUACAAUUCAAUCGCUUUGAUAUGCUAGAUCCUAAUGAGCUUAACAAUGCAACAAACAAUCCAAACCCCGUCUAUGCAGUUGAUGAAUCUACCAAUGAAACAUCUUCACAAGGGUUCUCUCUAAAUUCUGUUGCUGCCAACUACUUGCUUGACGAGGAUAACACUGAAUUGUUCAAUCAAGACUUGACUCCACCGGGGUAUGUCACAACUACAAACACCGUCAACGAUGAGCCAGCAAAUACCAACAAUUUCUACACGCAGUCUGUAAAUGUCAAUUUGAGCGCAGUAACGCCACUGACGAGGACUUACAAUGACUCAGGUUCAUUUGUGCCAGGCAACAACAGCAACAACAAUCAACUACAAGCUACUAGCCAACCUAUUGAUAACUUCUCAUAUCAGCCAUCCUCACAAUACCACUAUCCAUUGGCCUCGUCUGUUUCUUCAUCGAUUCAAUCAUUUACACAACAAUUGGAUGCUGGCCAUUCUUCUGUCUACGACUUCAACUAUCCUACAAACACGUCGAACUUAGACACUCAAUACCCACAACAAGGCCAAUUAACAACUUCGAUGUUUAAUCAACCACCACAAUUACCCAUUGCAUCUUCUUCUCCACCACUGUUUGCCCCAAAUAACACUACAAUACAAUCACAAUCAGUUUACUUUGAUUCGUUCGGCAACCAAUCACUUGGUAAUCAACCGCCCUUGUCCGCCAUCUCAAGUACAUCAUUUGAUCAACUUCUGUAUACUAGUUCCCCAGGUUCCGUAACAACAACUCGUCAGCAAGUGCCGGAAAAGCAGUCAAGCAAAAUAUCACCUACACAAAGACAACGCCGUACGCCACCGGCGAAAAAGGAAAAUAGAUCUCCAGUGCUCACUACUUCAAUCGUGCAACAUCCUUCACUGGACAAACAGAGGUAUCGUAUAUUACGUGGAGUCUCUGCUGGUGGUAGUAGCACCAGACCACCAAAAGAGGCGCUCAAUAGCGAUUCAAUCUUUUUACCGGUCGAAUUAAACUUGAUUGGUGCUUCAGUUGAAGACAUAUGUUGUCCCAAAUGGUCGGUCCUGGAGAAACAGGAUCGUCGUCGAAUUAUUCGAAUUGAAAGAAUUCAAGACGGACAGCAAUUGAUCCUUAAUUUCACCAUUGUGGGCAGUGCUGAUGAGAACCCAGUAACGUUACCAGCGCCUCCCAAUGUCGACGUUGUUGAAGUGUCGUGUUUAGAGUGUGAUGUUCGAUCCAAUGAUGACUACGAAUCGCAAUCAUCUGAUGAUGAGACUGGCAAUGCCAAGACGCCUGGAUCUAAAAGCACGCGAUUUAUCAAUAAUGAUCCAGAGACGGGGAACAAAUUCCAGUACUACAUUACAUCAGUUGAAGUAAUUGAAAUUGUUGAAUUGUUGAUUGGCUCCGCCUUUGCUGAUGCUGGUGAGCGAAGGAGAGAACGUGGUAGAGUCAGAUCAAACUUGGUUCCAUUUUGGUCUAAGAAAUCAAUAAGUUCGCGAAUGAGUGAAUCGUCCUCGGUAUCCUCGGGUGCAUCCAUGGGUUCUAGCUCAGUUUCAUCAACAAGGCAUAGCAGCGUGUCGUAUAACAAUGCCAUUAGUACAGGCAACAGUGCUGCCAAUAGUGCUGCAGCUGCCGCCGCUGCCGCUGCUACAUACACAUAUCCCCAUCUCGACGACGAUAUGAAUUCACAACCGAGUAACCAAGACUACCGUUCAGAACUAGCGAAAAGAAUAAUGGCCUACGAUAUCCGUAAACCUAGGGGUUUUGACAAAGAAGUAAGGAUAUUGCGAUGGGAUAAAUUGAUACCGGCACUUAAACGUGCAUCGCAUAGUUAUUACACGGAGAUACCUAAGGGUGAUGCAUUGCAUGCCCUGUUUUCAAACUUUGAUGUUUGA